AUGAUGAAACUAGAAGUUUUGCUACAGUACCUUACUCGUCCAAAGAAUAAAGAUAAGUGUCGUUCAGUCUUUCGCCAUUCUUACAUCGCUAUGAACACUAUUCUACUCUCGCUAGCAAUCAACCUCUUCUAUGGCUACACUUGCUUUGGACUUGACAAUUCAAUUCCAUCGUCAGCCCUUAUUUACACUAAAGAUACGAGGAUUGUUAGUGGCACAGAAGCAACGCCCGGAGAAUUUCCCUGGAUGGCACAUCUGACAAUCGUCAGGAAGGGUAGAGAACGGGAAUGUGGAGGUUCUCUGAUCAGCCAAAAUUGGAUUUUGACUGCAGCCCACUGCGUGGAUAGAGCCGAUUCGGUGACGGUUGUCCUAGGAGCUCACAAUCUAAGUGCCGUCAGCGAACCAUAUCGUAUCAGUCUAAAAUCGACAGAAUUUCAUAUUCAUCCCAAAUAUUCCAGUGAGACGUUUCCAGAUGAUAUUGGUCUUAUCAAACUUCCAGUUAGCGUCACGCUCUCUGCCCGCAUUCGUCCAGUCGUUCUAGCCGAUCUAGGAAAUCGAGACCAUGUCAACAAUACGGUGGUAGUAAGUGGAUGGGGCUACUAUUCUGACGCUAUACAGUGGACAAGCGACGUACUUGUCAAAGCCUCGACGAUCGUCAUUUCCAAUGAAAAAUGCCAAGACUCGUGGGGAAGUAUGAUAGUCAGCACUAUGAUUUGUACAAGUAGAACACGAGGUGGCGUUUGCAAUGGUGAUAGCGGGGGACCAAUGAUUUUCCUUGUCGACGGUUCAUGGAUACAAAUCGGCAUCACGAGUUUUGGAGCUUCACCCUGUGAAUCCGUGAUACCUAAUGGCUUUACCCGUGUCCAAUCUUACUUGAGCUGGAUAACUUCAAUUACUGGCAUAUCUUACGCCACUACACCGCGGCCAACUACACAAACAAAUGUGUUUUCGUGUCAAAACGAUGGCAACAAGGCCAAUCCAGCAGAUUGCACCACAUUCUACAUGUGCUCCAAUGGAACCCCUUAUCUAUUCAACUGCCCGAGUGGAUUGGUUUUUAAUCUCCAACUCCAAAACUGUGAUUAUCGCCAAAACGUCCCCCAAUGCAGUUAGCCCCCAGAUAAUUUGGAUGCUGUUGUACAUAACGACAGAAAGGCACGAAAAGCGGACGACUUAUCGUAUUUUAUCGAAUGAAUAAUUUAUAAAAAUCUGUGUAGGUAGUCCUGAUAUAGCCAGUCUUUGAAAACACGACCCUCAUCCACUAAUUGGUACUAGAUUUCAACUGUGAACUGUCGAAUCACAAAAAAGUGUCGAUUUCAAUUACACUUAUUGGAAAUGCAAACGAUUCAAAUUGA
Daphnia magna is the source of this 1349-nucleotide messenger RNA. Its product is annotated as brachyurin. The transcript is spliced from 7 exons. Gene Ontology annotation, cellular component: extracellular region. NCBI's taxonomy places the organism in Eukaryota, Metazoa, Arthropoda, Branchiopoda, Diplostraca, Daphniidae. Gene Ontology annotation, molecular function: serine-type endopeptidase activity; chitin binding. Gene Ontology annotation, biological process: proteolysis. The record is from RefSeq and is a predicted model, not a curated record. Bases 1 to 1107 code for a protein of 368 amino acids.